Dromiciops gliroides (monito del monte) is the source of this 3950-nucleotide messenger RNA. It is a transcript of the gene SMC6, whose product is annotated as structural maintenance of chromosomes 6. Lineage: Eukaryota; Metazoa; Chordata; Mammalia; Microbiotheria; Microbiotheriidae. The record is from RefSeq and is a predicted model, not a curated record. Gene Ontology annotation, molecular function: damaged DNA binding; single-stranded DNA binding. Gene Ontology annotation, cellular component: site of double-strand break; Smc5-Smc6 complex; nucleus. The transcript is spliced from 28 exons. Bases 352 to 3618 code for a protein of 1088 amino acids. Gene Ontology annotation, biological process: double-strand break repair via homologous recombination.
UCCCCUUCCGCGGGAGAGCCGCUAUUUCCUCCUCGCAACCCUUGUUUCCUGGUUUCAGUUGAGCGGGAGCAGCCGCGGGGGCGUGAAGGCUGGAGCGCCGGCAUCGUGCGAGGAGAGCGAGCCCGCGCCGCUCGGCCGCGCCGCUCGGCCCCGCCAGCAGCCCCGCGUAGCGGCUCCUUCGGGGCCCGGCCAGGUCUAGACCUGUUUGUCUGGGCUGGGAUAGGAAGAGGACCCCUGCGUGCCCUGACCGGGAGCCUGGGAAAGAGGACGAGCGAGGGAUCGGAAGUUGGACCCGACUCAAGCUCACCUUCCAACUGGUGAGAAAGGAAACAAUCCAGUCUUGUAGGCCCAAUGGCUAAAAGGAAAGAAGAACAGUUUCUGCCCACUGGGACUCAGAAGAAGCAAAAGCAUGUGCAGGACAGCGAGGAGGAGCCAGCAUUGUCCCCUGGGACUGUAACUACACAGUCUACGUCAGCCGAGGUCGGGAUCAUCGAAAGCAUCCAGCUGAAGAAUUUCAUGUGCCACUCGAUGCUGGGGCCUUUUAAAUUUGGAUCCAACGUCAACUUUGUGGUGGGAAACAAUGGGAGCGGGAAGAGCGCAGUCCUAACGGCCCUCAUAGUUGGUCUUGGAGGAAAAGCCACAGCUACCAACAGAGGCUCCUCUUUGAAAGGGUUUGUGAAAGAUGGCGAGAGUUCUGCCGACAUCUCGAUAACGCUAAGGAACAGAGGGGAAGACGCUUUCAAGCCGAGCGUGUACGGGAACUCCAUAACUGUGCACCAGCACAUCAGCGUGGAGGGCAGUCGCACUUACAAACUCAAGGGCCAGAUGGGGAACCUCGUAUCGGCCAAGAAGGAAGAGCUCACGGCGAUUCUUGAUCAUUUUAACAUACAGGUGGAUAACCCCAUCUCUGUUUUAACCCAAGAGAUGAGCAAGCAGUUCCUGCAGUCCAAAAAUGAAAGCGACAAGUACAAGUUCUUUAUGAAAGCCACCCACCUGGAGCAGAUGAAAGAGGAUUACUCCCACAUCAUGGACACCGAAGCCAGGACCCAGGACCAGAUCAAGCAAGGGGAAGAGUGGCUGCUGGAGCUCAAGCGUCAGUGCCUGGAGAAGGAAGAGCGUUUCCAGAGCAUGGCCGACCUGAGCGUGAUGAAGAAGAAGUUGGAAGAUUUGAAGCACGAGAUGGCCUGGGCCCUGGUGGGCGAGUACGAGAAAGAAAUCGAGGAGAUGAAGAGCAACGUGAGUGUUGAGGAGGAGCGCACUCAACGGCUGACUCAGAAGAUGGAGGACUGGCAGACCAAAGUCAAUGUGGCUGAGGAGAAGUUCAAGGCCAUUCAGGAUAACUUGGAAAAGAUCAAUGAAGAGGCCAUCGCCCUGGAGCCCAAGUGCAUCCAGGCCAAGGAAGACCUGAUCCGGAAGAAGAAGGCUUACAAUGACUCCGAGAUUUUAUACAGUCGCUGCCGUAAUGAACUGAAAGGAUUGGAAAAGGAUGGUGAGCAGCUGAGGAACCGAAUUGAGGAGCUAAAGAGGAGUGCCGAUCAGCGUUUGGAGCCAGCCCGGCAGGAGAGGCAGAAGAAAAUCUCCGCACUGCGGGAGAGGAUCAAGAGCUUUGAGGACCAGGAGCAGCUGCUCUCCCAAGAGAGGGAGCGUUUCCGGCAGGCGAUCGAGAAGGACGACGAAGAGCUCCGGAGAGUGCGGCAAGAAGAGUUGGAAGUGAAGCAGAUCCUGAGCAUCAAACAGAGGCACCUCCAGCAGCUGAAAGACAGCCGGACGAACCGGCUGAAGCAGUUUGGGUCCCAAGUGCCGGCCCUUCUGGAAGCCAUCGAUGAGGCCUACAAGAAAGGACAGUUCACUCGCAAGCCCGUGGGCCCGCUCGGAGCCUGCAUUCGCCUCCGGGACCCCGAGCUUGCCUUGGCCGUUGAGUGCUGUUUAAAGGGCCUCAUCUUUGCUUUUUGUUGUCAUGACUAUAAAGACGAGCGAGUCCUUCAGGGGCUCAUGAAGAAGUUGUACCCACCGACAGCUUCCCGCCCUCAGAUCAUCGUCUCAGAGUUUCGGAACCAGGUGUACGAUGUCACCCGCAGAGCGGCCUAUCACCCGGAGUUUCCCACAGUGCUCACGGCUUUAGAAAUAGACAAUGCCGUCGUGGCCAAUAGCUUGAUUGACAUGAGGAGGAUAGAGACUGUGCUGCUUAUUAAAAGCAGCCCCUUGGCUCGUAAGGUGAUGCAACUUCAGACACCCCCCAAGAACUGCAAGGAAGCUUUCACUGCUGAGGGGGACCAGGUGUUUGAGCGGCGCUAUUACUCAUCUGAAAGAACAAGGCCUCGCUAUCUCACCGGGGAUGUCGAAAAAGAAAUAAGCCUUUUGGAGAAAGAAGUGGAGAACAAAAUGGCACAGGUGAGGGCGUUCCAGCAGCAAGUGUGCUCCCUGGAGAGCGACCUCAGGAAGAACCAGGAACUGGUCAGCAGCCAUCACCGGCAUAUAAAGGAGCUCAAGAUUAAAGUAACGAAAAUCCUUCUAGAAAUAAGAGAUCUUGAGAAUGAAGAAGAAAACCAGUCGGUGGACAUCUCGACUCUGGAGGAGGAAGAGGAAGAAAUUCAAACACGGAUGAAGGAAGUGGAGGGAGAGAUGAAGGCUCGAAAGGAGAAAAUGGAUGACUUAAGACAGCAGAGAGCAGACGCUGAGCAGGAGUACGAGAACUUUAAGUUGAAAAUCCACCAAGUCUCAGAAUUAGCGGAGCCCGUGAAGGAAGAACUGAACCAGGCCUAUGUGGAGGUGGACACCCAGAAACGCUCGCUGCACCAUUACGAGGACAGGCUCCGGCAGCACAUGGAUGCUCUGCAGGCGAAGAAGGAGGAGCUGGCGCAGACGGAGAGGGAGCUCCAGGAGAAGAGCGCUUUGGCCAAAAAGAUCUGCCCCCAGCGAAUACAAGUGGCCAAAACGCCCUCCUUUCUCGACAAAGAAAUCACGCGGCUGAGGCAGAAGAUCCAGACAGAGAGUGACAGUCACGGGGACCGGGAAGAGAUCAUAAGGCAGUACAAGGAGGCAAAGGAGACCUACCAGGAUCUCAGCAGCAAAGUGCGGAGCUUAAAGAGGUUCAUCGAAUUACUGGAUAAGAUCAUGACACAGAGACACAUCGCCUACAAGAAGUUCCGAAGGUGCCUCACCCUACGCUGCAAACUGUACUUCGACAGCCUGCUCUCCCAGCGCGCCUACUCUGGCAAGAUGAUCUUUGACCACAACAACGAGACCCUGGCCAUCACAGUCCAGCCCGGAGAGGGGAGCAAAGCGGAGUUCAGCGACAUGCGGUCCUUGUCCGGGGGAGAGCGCUCUUUCUCCACCGUUUGCUUCAUUCUCACUCUGUGGUCCAUCGCAGAAUCUCCCUUCCGAUGCCUGGACGAGUUUGAUGUCUACAUGGACAUGGUCAAUCGAAGAAUCGCCAUGGACAUGAUCCUCAAGAUGGCCGACUCCCAGCGCUACCGCCAGUUCAUCCUGCUCACUCCACAGAAUAUGAGCUCUCUGCCCUCGAGCCGCCUGAUCAGGAUACUGCGAAUGCCGGACCCAGAGAGAGGCCAGAGAGCCCUGCCCUUCCGGUCGGCCAACCAAGAAGAGGAAGAAGACUGAGGGCAGGUCGUCGCCGAUGCGCACCGCCUGCUUGCAGCGGGCUGCAUGGAUGUCGUCUCGUCCAAGUGUCUCCAGUGUUGUGGAUGAAAUUGCACCGCCCUGAAGUACAGUAUUUGAGCAAGAAAUUGUUCCCCCGUAGUAGAACGUUUCUCAACCUUGAACACGAGAGAGAGAGAGAAGCAGAAUUCCGUUUCCUCCCAUGUGCGGCUUUGAGAAAGCUCCGUGUAUAGACACGUCGUCUCCCUUAGGACAAUUGUGUAGACUUGUCUGCAUGUACCUUUGCCUUGGGUUUCUGUUCAUUCUCAUUUUGGCAAAACUCCAAUAAAUGUUUC